AUGACCAAGAAUAUGGAACUGUGGGACAAGACAUUUCAACGCAUAAUUAGAGAGAAGAAACCUCAACACAGAUGGACCCUGGAGCUGAAGAGUGACCUCGAGGUCGAUCGUGUAAAGCAGGGGUGGAGACAGUAUAAGCAUCAAGGCCUUGCAAGGUUCCAGUGCUCCUUGUGCGGGCGCAGCUGGGUCUCGGCCCAGGUGUUGAUUCUCUUCCACAUGUGCCUGCGGAAACCCUACGGCCGGGUCAAGAUGAGGGUCUUUGCCCAGCGUUGCCAGAAGUGCAGCACGGCCCUGUUUGAGGAGCCCGAGUUCAGCCGGGAGGGCGUGGAGAGUGUCUUGGGGGGCCUGGUGGUGCAGAUUCUGCUGAAGUGCUACCAGGAGAGAGUCCAGCAGGGAGGGGACCUUGGGGCCCCCCGAGAGGACCCUUUCAGGGCAGGCCUCCUCACUGGGCCUCACGACGCUGAGAAUUGUGAGGCGUGUUUGCUGGGCAGGUUUUGCCCGAGCCGAUCGGAUGCCGAGGUCUCCACCCCACAUCGUACCCUCACCAGAAGCCUCAGUCACUCCACCCAAGACCAACUACCUGCCUGUAGAAAGAGGAAGCUGCUCCUGCUGGUUUCCCUUUGUCUUAUAAUGAUCAUCUUUGUGGUCCUGAUGGUGACUCUCAGCGUCACCGGACUCCUUUAG
Dromiciops gliroides (monito del monte) is the source of this 684-nucleotide messenger RNA. Its product is annotated as receptor-transporting protein 3-like. Lineage: Eukaryota; Metazoa; Chordata; Mammalia; Microbiotheria; Microbiotheriidae. The record is from RefSeq and is a predicted model, not a curated record. The transcript has 2 exons. Gene Ontology annotation, biological process: protein insertion into membrane; protein targeting to membrane; detection of chemical stimulus involved in sensory perception of bitter taste. The coding region runs from base 1 to 684 and encodes 227 amino acids. Gene Ontology annotation, molecular function: olfactory receptor binding.